This is a messenger RNA of Equus caballus (horse), 2781 nucleotides long. RefSeq names its product sterile alpha motif domain containing 7 (gene SAMD7). Lineage: Eukaryota; Metazoa; Chordata; Mammalia; Perissodactyla; Equidae. The record is from RefSeq and is a predicted model, not a curated record. Gene Ontology annotation, molecular function: histone binding; chromatin binding. Gene Ontology annotation, biological process: negative regulation of DNA-templated transcription. Gene Ontology annotation, cellular component: nucleus.
CAGUGGCGAGAGAUAUUGAUGAUAAAUCCAAUGAUGGCCGUGAACCCCUUAUUGACAGCCUUGGGGCAGCAGAGGAUCCCACUGGUUCCCUCACCAUUUGAACCUCCAACUGUGGAUAGGGAUUUACUGCCUUCCACUGUAGCGCCCACUGACCCAAGACAGUUUUGUGUUCCUUCCCCAUUUGGAUCAUCUGGUCUACCCAAUACAAAUAUGCCGAACCUGCUGUCCAAUCGUGUCUACUCAGGUUGGGGCAUUUUACCACCUGAAUCCAUAAAGGCAAUCGCUAGAAGGAAUGAGAUGAUUCAAAGGCAGCAUAUUGCCAGGAUGGAAAUGGAAAUGCAUGCCAUUUACCAGCAAAGGAGAAUAGAAAAAGUUAAUCCCAAGGGACUAGGGGGCAUGGGGAUACCAUUCCUCUGUGGGUCCAGUAUCCCUGCUGGCCCAGCCACCUACCAUGGCAGAAGCAUGCUCCCUGCCAGUGACCUGCAUUUUCACAGAAGCACCCUGAGAAACCUUCAGGGAAACCCCAUGCUAGUGACAACUGGUCCACGCUUUCUAGAGAGCUGGGGGCAGAAACGUCGUCAUCUCAGGAGAGGUACAGGGAAUCAGAAAGUUCUAGACAGUGACACUGAGAGUUCCAAAGGUCAAGCAGAAGAAAAAACCCUAGGCCAGACUCAUGCGAUUCCCUAUGAAGAGGAUGAGUACGCAAAAGACCCAGAAACUGAAGUUCUCAACAGUCAGAAGUCCAGCAAAACCAAUGAAAAGCCAAGUACAGCUCUUGCCAACACCUGUGGAGAGCUGGAGUUCACCCAGAGAAAACCCUGGGGAGCUCAUGGCACUUCCCUGGAAGCAAAGACCUGGGACAGUGACAAAGAGAAGCCUUCAGAUCAAGUUUCUGCAGCCUGUGGUGAAAAGAAUGAGGCUCGUCCUCCAGCUCCUCCGCCGUCUCUGCCAGGAACACACUCACUGCUUACAACUGGGGAGAACCUGGCUUUGGAUGAAGAUAUUCAGAAAUGGACCGUGAAUGACGUGCACAACUUCAUUAGUGGCCUUCCAGGUUGCUCGGACUAUGCUCAGGUAUUUAAAGAUCAUGCAAUUGAUGGAGAAACUUUGCCAUUACUCACAGAGGAGCAUCUUCGAAGCACCAUGGGAUUAAAGCUCGGGCCAGCACUGAAGAUCCAGUCGCAGGUAUCUCAGCAUGUGGAAAGUAUGUUCUACAAGAAAAGUCUUUCACUUCCUGCCCAUACAAGACAAGCAUUUGAUCAACCAGCAGAUACAUUCCCUAUUUUGGAUUCUAAUUCCUGGGGUGAUACGUUGGACAUGCCUUGUUCCAAAGAUAUAAUAAUUCCUAAGGGAACUGAGCGAGAUAGUAUGAGAAAUUAAAACCCUCGAAAAGUGUGAACAGUCUUAAUCAGUUUUCCAAAGCGUCUAGGAUACUCUGAAGGGUGUGUGAGGUUUUCCCGGGACCAGACGAAGGCUGAGAGGAAGAGAAAGCCAGCCCUCCCAGAGCUGUCUUGGAGAAGGCCUUGCCCAAGAGGCUUCCUGAAGUGACCUCAGCACAAAGUGGCUGGAGGCGUAUCCUUGGAAACAAAUGCUAAACGAAGGAGAGAAUUUGCAAACAUCAAAAAAGCUACAGUCGGAUGUUUCCAUGAGGAAAUCUAUGAAGCCAAAAGAGACGAUACUGAAAAAAAGAGCUCCUUACCUCUUUUCACUCAUUUCCCAUCCCUCAAACCAGAAAGAGACAAAGGUAACCCAGUGGAGUGAGAAGAAGGAUGAAGAGAAAGUGGAAAAGUACAAAGCAGAGAAAUAAAGAAGCUGACCACAGGCUCCACCUCAUCUAGUUACAGGCUUCCAGGCUGGAGGAGGCCCACGCGAGGGAAGGGCAGAAGCUUUAACCUUAAAAUUCAGUGUCUGACUCUUACUUGGCGUUUUCUUUCUGAUGUGAAACUAUGUUAUGACUAAAAAUAACUGGAGGACUCAUUAUCUGAGAGGGAGGUGAAAAGUCAUAGUACCCACCUCAUGUUUCACCCAAGCGCUGGGGCAGCCUUAUCUCUGCAAAGCAGGUUUGAAUUGGCAAGAUGGAAGGGAGAGGAUUAAAGUGGCUUUCUGCUCGUACUCUGUGGAGUAUGACUUUUUUCAACUUCACAUUAACAGGAAGCCUCUGAAAAGAUACGCAAGAAACUGAGGAGAGUUUGCUGAAGGAGAGGACUGGGUGACAGGCGUGCAAGGGAGACUCACUACAUGCCCUCUUGUACAUUUUGAAUUUCUAGCUAUGAGAAUGUAUUUUCCGUUUUAAAAAUUGAUAUCUAAAAUAAAGAAACUGUAGUAAGCAGACUCUAAGAUGGCCCCCAAUGAUCCCUGCUUCCUGGUGUCCAUGGCCUUGUGUAAUCCCCUCUCCUUUUGGGAGAGCUGAAUGUAUUGUCUCUUUUCUAAUGAACAGAAUAUGACAGAUGUGAUGGGAUGUCACUUCUGGGGUUUCUAUCUGGGGUGCCGUCUCUCACUGUCUUUGGAAUCCUUGCUCUCGGAGAAGCCAGCUUCGAUGUCUCCAGGCAGCCCUGUGGAGAGCUCUGCGUGACUGAACUUGGAAAGGAAUUUUCUGAGGCCUGCCAACAGCCACAUGAGGGAACUUGAAGGUGGCUCCUCCCUGAGUCAAGCCUUGAGAUGACCAUACAGCUCCUGUCUACAACUUAAUGGCAGCCCUGAGCCUGAGGGCCCCCAGCAAAGCCGCUCCUGAAUUCCUGACCCACAGAAACUGGGAGAUAAGAAAUAUGUGUUGUCUUUAGU